Molecule: messenger RNA, 2454 nt
Organism: Myxocyprinus asiaticus (Chinese sucker)
Lineage: Eukaryota; Metazoa; Chordata; Actinopteri; Cypriniformes; Catostomidae
Product: bridging integrator 2-like
Exons: 12
Coding region: 82-1719 (545 amino acids)
Biological process (GO): podosome assembly; plasma membrane tubulation; phagocytosis, engulfment
Cellular component (GO): phagocytic cup; podosome; cytoplasm
Molecular function (GO): protein binding; phospholipid binding
Source: RefSeq, a predicted model, not a curated record
CAGGAACCGUCAGUUUAUAGCAGGAAGCGCUGAGACAUUGGAGAGAAGAAACGCCUUUGUGCCAGCUUAUUAGAAGUGAAGAUGGCUGAGGGAAAAAUAGGUGCCAACCUUGGGGGCAACAUUGGCGCGGGUGCGGGCAUCCUUGCUAAACGCUUUCAGAAAUCAAUGAACAGAGCUCAAGAGAAGGUCCUGCAAAAGUUGGGGAAAACCAUGGAGACUAAAGAUGAGCAGUUUGAGGAGAGCUCUGCCAACUUGAACAAACAACAGGCAGAUGGCAUCCGGCUCUAUAAGGAUGUUAAGGCUUACUACAAUGCUGUUAAAGUGAUGCAUGAGUCAUCCAAACGCCUAUCCCAGACUCUCAAAGAUAUCUAUGAAUCUGACUGGCACGGUGUAGAAGAUCUGCCUGUCAUUAUGGAGAGUGAGGAUCUCCUGUGGAAUGACUAUGAGGAGAAGCUGAGUGAUCAAGUUGUUCGAACAAUGGAGAAUUAUACUGGACAGUUCCAAGAUGUCAAAGAAAGAGUGGCUAAACGAGGAAGGAAGCUGGUAGACUAUGAUUCAGCUCGACACCAUCUGGAGGCACUACAGAACUCCAAGAAAAGAGAUGAGGCAAAAAUAACCAAGGCAGAGGAGGAGUUCAAUAAAUCCCAGGAGGUAUUUGAAGACAUUAACAAGGAGCUGAGAGAGGAGUUACCUGUUCUUUAUCAGAGCCGUAUUAGCUGCUAUGUUACCAUGUUUCAGAACAUCUCAAACCUGCGGGACGUCUUCUACAAGGAAAUGAGCAUGUUGAAUCAUGACAUUUAUAAUAUGAUGAAGAAGCUUGAGGAUCAGCACUCAACCAAACCCUUCAUUGUCAAAGGCCUUAACAGCACGAAAUCUAAGAAGAGAAAAUCUGUUACUAUCUCCGCUCCGAUCCCGUGUAACACCGCCUUCCCUCCUGAUCAUCCUGCCAUGAGCAAACUCAGCAUGCCUGACACUCUCACACACAAAGACACGCACUCAGACAUUCCCUCAAAGAGCACAUGGAGUGCUUCAUCUGAAAUAUCAGACUCUGAAUCCAACUCCUUUGACAGUGAACCCAAUACACCCAAACGGCAGUCUUUGUGCUCAGAGGGUGAAGGGGUUAAGUCUGAGAGAGCCAGUGAAACUGAAUCAAAAACUAGCACUGAUGAAUCAGUACACACAAAUAGCCAGGAACAUCUGACACAAAGUUUGGCAUCCACUGAGCAGGCUGAAGAGGAUGAGAGAAAAUCAGUAGCUUCAUCUGAAGACACUCGUAUAUCAGAAGACACCCAGCAUGCAUCUACAGAUGGCGACGAUGAGUCUAAGCCCUUAUCAGCUGAUGAAGACAAUAUUGUUCCUGUUCCCACUCCUCGACGACCCAGCACCUCCAAGAAAAUUGAGGAAAAGAUGGAUGAAAAUACGACAGGAGGUAGUGAGUUGGAGAAAGCAAAGGAAGUCGUCAAAGGCCAAAAGGCAGAGUACGAAAAUCCUCCCGGUUUCCUCUACAAGGCUGUUGCCCUGGAGAGUCAGGACUCGGAUGAAGGUGUGCUUCUGCAGUUUGAAAAGGGAGAUGUGAUCCUUAUAUAUGUUGAUGAAGAAGAUAAGCCGGAGGGCACCAUCUGGGCCGUGAGAGAGCAGGACUGGAUCCAGUACAAGGACCUAACCCUUCUCUCAGGCAUUGUCCAGGAGACCUUGAUCCAGCGCAUCACCUCUGACUAAAACAUGUUCUGAAGUCACAACUUUGGAUGCAGGAUGGCAUCAUAUGAACCAGAGCUCCCCAAACUGCCUGCUGCAACACUGUCUGAGUGCCAUCAUGACUGAUGUUGUAAUAUGAACGCCGUCUAACCUUUGCUCUGGACAUGAAAGACAAUCUGUUGACUUAAGGAUAUAGUGUCCUUACAACUUCCUGUUGCCUCAAGACAGCCACACACUCUGUUUUCAGAUUUUUCAUUGUACUUUGUGUCUUUUUCUUUUAUAGAUUUGUAAUAUUGAUCACUGCAUUUGUGUUGUUUGUGGUUUUGGAAUGUUCAUUGUCUCAUUUGCAUAAACGUAGCCACUUAUUUUGAAUCAGGAAAAAAAUUUGUUUGGACACACUGAAGAUCACAACAGUGUGUAUGUACUAUGCAAAAAAAAUAUUUCCAAAGCAUUUUUAAGCAUUGAGUAUUAAUAGAUUUUCUGGUGUUUUGUUGAAUUUGAUGUGGUUGUUCCAAAGGUCCUGUCUCCAUAUGUGUUUUAAGAGUGUAAUGAUGUGGUGUAUGUUGUUUCUGAUAAAGUUCACAGUGUUAAAGAUGUAUUUUUUUUAGCAAUUAACUACCAAGCUCUUCAGUGUUUACAGGACCAAAAAAAUGUGUUAAUGUAAGUAGGUGUCUCAUAACUGUGAAGCAGUUUUCUUAUAUGAAUAACAGAGAAAAUAUAUAGUUUUACUACAAUAAAGUUGACAGUUGAUAAAAGAAA